AUGUUCAUAACUCGACCGCUUCUUCUUCGAGACUUCUCUCAGCAGACCUCAGCUGUGGAAAGUCGUCAAAAAGAGUAUCUUCGAGUCUGUCUUACCACGAUUGGCGAUACUUUGCGAUUGGUCUUGGAGCUUGCCAAAGAUAAUUUGCUCUUUCCUGCCUUCUGGUAUACCCAGUAUAUCGCUUUCAAUGCCAUUUCGAUUGCAUACAUAUACAUCAUACAUUCCAAGCGAGGGCGCAUCCCUCACAACUGGCUUUUCCCCAGAGAUCAAGAAUAUGACUCUGAUGCUGUGGAUCCUACAGUCCUUUAUCAAUUAGCAGAAGCCACCCAAUAUCAUCUUGGCCAUGCAACAGAGAUGAAUGCUCUAGCUUGGAGAUAUACUGUUGUGCUUGAAGCUCUGAGAAUCGAGACUAUCGGCCAAAAUGAUAGCAAUGGCACCCGGGAUCAUUCACCCGAAUCAAGGGACUUACCUAAUGGAGGGGAGGUUCGCCAAGAGCUCUCAACAGGGGUCGAAAGAUCUGGAGACCCGCCUUUUGAAACAGUUUUGGGACCAGGAAAUCAGCAGACCUCGGUUGACUUGACAGCUAUUCCAAUUCCCUUGUUAGAACCUCUUGAUGCAUCUGUUCAAAGCUUGGAUCAAUUCGAUCCCGGAAUUGGCAGCUUGUUGGCAUUUAAUGACGCGACUGACGAACUUUGCCUGGACUUCUGGCCGCAGCUGGAUCGCCUUCCGACUUGUAUGUAA
Molecule: messenger RNA, 741 nt
Organism: Penicillium macrosclerotiorum
Lineage: Eukaryota; Fungi; Ascomycota; Eurotiomycetes; Eurotiales; Aspergillaceae
Exons: 1
Coding region: 1-741 (246 amino acids)
Biological process (GO): positive regulation of transcription by RNA polymerase II
Cellular component (GO): nucleus
Molecular function (GO): sequence-specific DNA binding
Source: RefSeq, a predicted model, not a curated record